GCUUUGUUCAGAACAUCAACGGAAGAAGAAUAAAUUAUUAAAUUAAAUUCGAAAAAUCAUCGUUGUACGUUUAAAUUGAUUUAAAAAUGGCAUUAUUAAGUGAUAGUUGGAAACUCGAUAUGUUUGCAUUUUUGGUUGGUGCUUUAACAUUGGCAUAUUUCUAUGUAAAAUAUGCAUACAGCUACUGGGAACGAAAAGGCUUUAAAACGCUCCCUUCGUAUAGCUAUUUAUUGGGACAUUUUAAAAGUUUGUUUUCAAUGGAAGUGUCAUUCGGAGACUGGUGCAAAAAUAUUUAUAACUCAACAAAAGAGCCAUUUAUUGGUAUUUACGGUAUUUUACGGCCAAUGUUGUUAGUUCGAGAUCCAGAACUUGUUCGUUCGAUUUUAGUAAAAGACUUCGCGAAUUUCGCUGAUCGUGGUGUUCACUCAAAUGAGGAUUAUGAUCCAUUGAGUGGCAACCUUUUUUCGAUUACCGGACAAAAAUGGAAGAAUAUGCGAAGCAAAUUGACUCCAACAUUCACAUCUGGAAAAUUAAAGGGAAUGAUAUCCACGUUAAAUGAAUGUGGCUUUAAAUUACAAAAACAUUUGGAUAAAUUAGCAGCGAAACGUGAAAUGUUGGAUGUACGUGAAGUGUCUGCAUGUCACUCAACAAAUGUGAUCGCAUCGGUGGCAUUUGGAAUUGAAAUCAAUUGUCUGGAGAAUCCAAAUAAUGAAUUUCGAGUAAAUGGUCGUAAAGCCCUUGAUCAAUCAUUUAUGAAUGUAAUCCGGGGACUUAUUAGUUUUGUGCAGCCAAAAUUAAUGAGCAUAUUAAGACUUAAAUCGGUUAAUUCAGAUGUGGAGCGGUUUAUAAUGUCGGUGGUGAAGGAUAAUAUGGAAUAUCGUGAAAAAAAUAAUGUUAGCCGCAAAGAUUUCUUUCAAUUGCUUCUUCAAUUGCGAAAUAAUGGAACCGUUCAGUUAGAUGACAAGUGGGAAACGGUCAUUAAGGCAGACGAAAAGCAAAAGUCAUUGUCUGUGAAUGAAAUGGCCGCACAGGCGUUCAUCUUUUUUGUUGCUGGCUUUGAGACAUCAUCAACCACACUUUCGUUCUGUUUAUAUGAAAUUGUGAAAAAUCCAGAAAUUCAGAAUCGUGUAAUCGAAGAAAUUGAUCGAGUUUUGGAAGCACAUAAUGGACAAUUUACAUAUGAAUCAAUUUCGGAUAUGAAAUAUUUAGAAAGCUGCAUCGACGAAACUUUGCGGAAGUACCCGCCAUUGACCAUUCUGAAUAGAACCUGCUUGAGUGAUUAUAAGAUACCCAAUACAAAUAAAAUCAUUGAAAAAGGAACGGAGAUGUUUAUUCCAAUUUUUGGCUUGCAAAGAGAUGAAAAAUACUACGAAGAACCAAACAAAUUCGAUCCAGAUCGAUUCAAUGAAGAGAAUUCAGUAGGGAAAAAUCAAUCGAAUCGACCUUACUAUCCGUUUGGGGAUGGUCCCAGGAAUUGCAUUGGCAUGAGAUUGGGUAAAAUGCAAACGAAGGUCGGACUAGUUAUGAUGUUGCAGAAAUACAAAUUCGAAUUGGAGGACCGACUUAAAUCCGAUCGUGAACUUGAAUUUGAUUCGAAAUCAUUUUUACUCAAUCCAAUCGGUGGAAUCAGUUUUCAUGUAAAGAGACGUUGAAGUAUCUCCAGAAAUACUUUAUUGAUGAAUUAAUUGGAUGAGUAAUUGGUUCUCUUCAACAUUUUUACACUUAUAUUAUUUUUUCAUCACAAAAUCGAUAAUUGUAAAAAGAAUCAUUUACUUUUGAAACAACUCUCCAAGUGAUAAAAUGAAAUAAACUCAAAUAUAAAUCGUUA
Messenger RNA from Contarinia nasturtii (swede midge), 1828 nucleotides. Its product is annotated as probable cytochrome P450 6d5. Gene Ontology annotation, molecular function: iron ion binding; monooxygenase activity; heme binding. Lineage: Eukaryota; Metazoa; Arthropoda; Insecta; Diptera; Cecidomyiidae. The coding region runs from base 87 to 1652 and encodes 521 amino acids. The transcript is spliced from 2 exons. The record is from RefSeq and is a predicted model, not a curated record.